AUGGCAGGCAAGGACACAUCAGCAGAAAAUAUUGAAGGUUCUGUUGUUAAAGACAACACUAUUGUCAGUAUGGGAAUGAAAAUCAACCCUGCUCACGGCACGAUCAUCCAAGUUUCCUCCGGACAACAGACAAAUGUCUCAGCUCAACCAGGAGUUGGCCAGGAAGCUACGGGAAUGUACAUAAGACAAAUAGACCGAAACUCAAUUCAAAUACAAACCAACAAAGACGGGCAGAAACAAGACUUGAGCAAGAUCCAAAAUACUGCUCAGAAUGUUCAAAUGAUCACGAUGCCUUCUGGCAUGACAGUGUUACAGAACCCUCUUAAUUUAAGCCAAAUGCCUAUGCUCGGUCAACCCAAUAGCCAAGUAUAUAUGAUACCGGCAAAUCAUCCGAGUCUAGUUCAAAGCGGGUUACCUUCUGGACUAAUCGGACAGCAAGUAUUGCAAUCUGGUCAAAACGUUACUGUAAUGCAGCCUAACCAGUUGGGCAUGCCAGGUGGAGUUCAGUAUAACAUGCCAUUGAUGCCAAUGAACAUGCCAACUUCAUCACAAUAUAUGCCUACUGGAAUAAACCUGAAUACGCAGCUAUCAGCGCAGCAGCUAAAUGCAGCUUUAGCAGGACACCAACUAAACCCCAACUUGGGUAGUAUACCCAUAGUCCAAGCACCCCCUCCCUCUUCUCCAAUGACUAAUCCAGGUCAGACAAUCCCUAUCUCACAACCCCCACCACUGCCUCAGUUACUACCUAAUUCCUUCUUAACCCCUACAUCACAAUAUGCUGGAAUGCCGCAACAAUAUAUGAUGCAAGGCAACUCGGGAACAAUCACUGUUCCCACUAAUGCUAAUGUCCAAUACAGUAUACCAGCUAGUCAGAAUAGUUCAAACAACGGUACAACACAAGCUGCUUCAACAGACACAGAAACUAAUGGAGCUAACAACCAAACUAACUAUAUUACGUCGUCAUCACAAGAAAAUGGUUACUCAAUAACGGGCACUGUUCAAAACCAGCAGACUUUUACGCCAGAAAAUGGCACAACGCCGCCUACUGCAGGAUUUACACCUGCCAACCAGACUGUGACACCUACAUAUUCUUCUAAUGGCAGUCAGAAUACAGCUUACAACGUCAGUCAAACAACCACAACACAACCACCUCCCACUUACAACCCAACAAACGGAUCGAGCCAAACAACCAACCAGAAUUAUCCAUCAUCAAAUACGCCCAGCUCGCAAAAUUCUCAAACUGGUUUCUCCCCAUCAACAACCCCAGCCCCCAAUCAGUCAUAUCCGACACAAAAUAUGCCGAAUAUGCCAAAUCUCGCGUUCCCGCCUAGUCAGAACCCACAAAACCCUUACCCAAAUGCUACUGGACAGAAUUUGGCCGCUUACGCCAGUAAUCAAUAUCAGUACACAAGUAGACCAUGGUUCAGACCGCGGUACGGGUCUCCGCAAGGGUCCCCGUACAGUUCAGGAGCUGGUCCCCCUCCAAACGGACCUCCGAUGCCAGUUCCACCGCCUUCUGGAAACUACAAUUAUUGGCCGGACAGCUGA
Messenger RNA from Arctia plantaginis, 1548 nucleotides. The record is from the annotation of a GenBank genome assembly. Lineage: Eukaryota; Metazoa; Arthropoda; Insecta; Lepidoptera; Erebidae.